Molecule: messenger RNA, 474 nt
Organism: Besnoitia besnoiti
Lineage: Eukaryota; Apicomplexa; Conoidasida; Eucoccidiorida; Sarcocystidae
Exons: 1
Coding region: 1-474 (157 amino acids)
Source: RefSeq, a predicted model, not a curated record
AUGGCGGUGGUGGCGGGCAAGGUUUCAACUCCUGGUUAUAGACGAAUUGAAUUCUACGCGGUGCUUGAGCUUUUGCACUUCGCGGUCGUGCUGUGUGGAUCCAACGUCUCUUCGAUGCCAGUCACCAGGUCUCAGAAUGCCCCUCUGUACGGCCCACUGGACGAGGGGCGGAUUCGUGCCAGACCAAUUUACGGUCCCUACGCCGGCACGCAAGCUCCACCGCCCCCUCCUCGCGUCCGUCCAGUGAAGGCUUGGAUGGUGCGGGCUGCUUUGGGCUUAGCUGAACAUUUCCCUCCAGGGUCUGAGGAGAAAAACGAAUAUGUACAGAGCAUCGCAGAUAUCGCAGCUUCCGUAGCGACGGCGGACUCUUCAGGACGCGCCAGUGGUGGCGGAGGACGCCAGGGGAGUGGUGGCGAAGAGUCGGGAGGCCGACAGCCGGAGGCCACUCCACAUGGCAGUGACGACGACGCUUGA